GCGUUAAAAAAAAAAACAAUAAAACAACUGCAAUUCCCAUGAUUCCCUAGCUGCCUUUGUCAGACCUGACGUCACGAUGUCUGCAGUAGCUCCGUUUGGCUUUGUUGCGAAACGACACGGGGAUGUUUGGGCGGACGAGGCAGCGCAGGAAUACAUGAAGUGCAUUUGAGAAGCCCAGAGGCAAGGAGCUAUGCAGAGUCCUAGCCAGACAGACGGUGGACCGGAGCCUGUGACCGGCACAAACACAGCGCAACCAUCGGACACUGGAGCAGAUCCUCAGCCAGCACACACUGAGCCAGAAGCGCAAGAAAAGAGGAUGAAAUCAGCAGUUCCCAUUGAGGCUGAAACACUACUCACACCACAAGAAAAUGCAACUGGGGUCAUUACUGUUUCAGAAGCACCUACAACUGUGACAGUAACACAAAUGCAAGACAAUGAGACUGUUGUUCAGUCAUGGAGUGAACACUCAGAAAGCACUGGGAAAAUGGAAAUAGACUCUGAUUUAACACAAAGUGCUCAGACAGAACCUGAUUCCAAUGCAAAUGGGCCUGAUGUUCAAAGGGCAAAGAAACAGGAUAAAGGUGUGCGAGACAGUAGGAAAUAUGUUCCCUCAAAGAAGGCCAUGAUAGAUCCUCUGAAAAUGGACAUGUCUAAACCACUGGUGAUACCCCUGACAUCGUCUGAGCUCUCACUGCAAUGCAUGGAGUGCCACAUAAUCUUCAGUGAUCACAAGAGCAAAGAGCGUCAUCUGAAGUCGAGCCACCCAGCUGAGUAUGAACAGUGCAUACUGAGAAAUGCCCUUUUUGCUUGCUACGUUUGUGACCGCCACUUCACAAACUCCACAGAGCUCAUGGCCCACCAAAAAGCCCACACAGAGAAGAAACCCUUCAAGUGUCCAAUCUGCGGUCAGGCCUUCAACAAGUCAUCUGAGCUUACUGUUCAUAAGAAAGUUCAUUUUGGCCAGGACGGUUAUGCUUGCACUGACUGCGGCAAGGCCUGUAAAACUCUGACGUUGCUGAAGUACCACCGCCGCACACACACUGGAGAGAGGCCAUAUGUUUGCAAAGAGUGUGGAAAAAGGUUCACCAUGUCCAAAGCUCUGCAGAAACAUAUUGUGUCACACUUGUCAGAGGGAGCUGAAGGAAAUGAGGAAGACAACACAGCAAAAGCACAACUGAAAAUAAUGGAUGGUGCCUCGUCAGUAAAGAAGUAUUCUUGUUCCUUAUGCAAAGCCACCUUCAAAAGUACAAAGACGCGACUACAUCACAUGAAAAGAAAGCACAGUACUGCCCUCGGAGCUGAACAGCAAAUGAAACAAGGUGCGCCUAUCAUAACACCAAUAUCAAUUUGCCAACCGGCACUGCUACAGGUGGAGCCAAAUGGACCUCUGCAAAAGGUCGAUGCCAAUAUUGACACAGAGCAGAUUUGCAGACUCAUUGAAUCUUUGGGCAACGUCCGAAAAGUGAACCAAGUUGUGAUACUGGGACAAGUCCCGCCCCAUGCCCCACCACUGGAAGUGCAGCAGUUAACACAAAUGGCAGAACCGAUGAAUUUGAAUCUUAACCCUCCACAGAUAGAUCUAUUAGAGCUGCAAAACUCUAAAUCUAAAGCGGCCGAAAUGGAUUCUUCAAACAACCCAUAUAAUUUAAUGGAGCAAACGAUUAUACUGGAACCUAUUACACCAGAUGGUCAGCUAGAAAAUCCUUCUUUCGUAGAACUGGGUUCACACAUCGCCACAGCUGAAAAUCUAGAGCUAACACUCGUUCAGAGUGAGCAAACACAGAGACCUGAGGGAGAAGUGAUGCAUCAGAUCCUUCAACAGUCGCAGCUUAGUGUAAUUCAGCCUGACCAUGAAAAUAAAAUGGUCAGUCAAAAUAAAAUGGUUGACCUCAGGCAAGACCUUGAGCAGACAGUCAUAUUAGAACUGACCCCGGCUUUGAUACCAACUCAAGAACUAGAACAGUCUCAAACUGUACCACAAAAUGAAAUCCCAUCCUCCUCUCUAGUAACUACUACAGAACUGGAAAAGACCCCUGAUCAGACUCCAGAUCAGACUGUAGUAGAUGAGCAGGUGGUCAAUUUGUCAGUCCCACCACUUAUGUCUACCAUUGAAUUGGAGCUGACCUCUUUACAAACAGAGCAACAGGACAUUCCUUCUUGCACCUUUGUUCCUCUGAACACAUUUACACAAACUCAAAGUGGAUCUGAAACAAAUUCUAAAGAAGAGGUUAAUUCACACAUGCAAACCGUUACUGUAGAACAGGUCAAAUCUGUGGUGGAGGGAGAUACAGUGCAAAAGAUACAGGAAGGGGUUGAGCAAAAGCCACUGGAGAAUUUGCUGCUAGAGAGCGAGCAGGCUCAGGUGCAGGUAGAGAACCUUCCCGAAGGAGACAAGACAUCAGCUAAAGAAGAUGUUCCAUCGCAAGCAGAGACCAAGCAGGUGGCACAGAUCACAGAAUUGCCAGUAAAUGUAAUGUCAGCUCAAGAACUGGUAAAAGUACGUAAAAGAAAACCAGCCAGGGCAUAUAUCUUUCAAGGAUAUAUGCAAGAACUGGUUGGCUCUCUAUAUAACGAAGACUUGCACAUUGAUGCUAAAGCUCCGAAACGCAAAAGAGCCAAAAAAUCUCAUCUUGUUGUUAGAUUUAGUCCACAAAGCAAAGAGAAGAAAAACAAGAAAGCGAAGACACCACCACAGCAUCAUCAGUCAGCGCGGAAAGAAGAUGGAGAUAUUAAUCUCUCUGAAACAAAAGUAGCAUCACAGAAGAAGGGAAGAAAGGGAAAAUUAGGCAAAAAGGUGGGACAGUUGGUAUCUACUGGUGAAUUAAAAACGUCCUUAACUCAUCCACAAGUACAGCAAAACAAAGAAGAUACAAGAAAAAAUAAAAAACAAAAGGAAUAUACUAGUGAGAAUAUGACACAUGUAAGCCAACAAGAAACUGUAGCUUCACCUGUAUUUAAAAAGAAAAAACAAAAAGCAAAAGUCUUGCAAAAAAAUCCGGCCACGACUGCAAAGCAUGUUAAGAGAAAGAAAAAUCUGGCAAAAGAGAAACAAGUCAAUGCAAAAGCAGCUGUGGCUUCUGUGGAUGUACCUGGUCCCCAUGUAGUGCAAGACUCCCUGCUUUUACUUAAAGGUCACAAACAGCCCCAGCUGAAAGUUUAUAAGUUAGAUCCUUCACAGGCAUCCGGGCAGAGCCAGGAUGGUUCUCCCCAUGAGUCCCAACAGAGUAAAGACAAGAAGCAGCUGUCAAAUGAUUCUACAAACAAUCUAACAACGGAAGUUAAGAAAAAAGGAGGAAGGCCCAAAAAGAACACUAAAUCUCGUACAUUGUUGUCCUCGCUAAACAUUUGCCGUCAACCACCUGAGGCCAAACCCACAAUACCUAAGACCUCCAGAAAACGCAAAGCCUCCUCAAAGGUGGAGGCUGAAGGAGUGAUAACAUCCCAUUCGAAACGUGCUUUGGAGUGUAUGGACUGUGGGGAGAGGUUUAGUGAAGUUUCCUCCCUUCAGAAGCACAAGGCAAUGGUGCAUAUUAUAGAGAGUCCUGGUCUCACCUACACCAAUGGGAACAUCUUUGAAGGGGUCUCUAGGUCUGAUCUGUACCAUCUUCCAAAACAGCAUGAUAAGGUUGUUGUGGCUAUAAAUACUGCUACAGGCUGGGAUACUGAACCAGAAAUGGGAGAGACGGCAUCAGAAGACAAAGAGCGAACUGUCUCCUUUCCAACUUUGAUUCCGUCCCCAUCUUUAGCUCUUCCACCAGAUGUUGACAUGAGUACGUAUGAUGAUAAAGGCCAACGUAAAACAGCAGCAAAUAAUCCCUCUCAUAUCCCACCUAAAGCUCACUCACCAUCUGAUUCAUUACAAACCAAUGCAGAUACUACAUCUGAGUGUGCUUUGAGUACUCCGAAGAGUUUGGAGUCAGGAGAGCCUUUAACAUCAGAUGGAGCCACCCAAAAAGAUAGCUCAAAGCACCUGAGCUCAAAAUCUGAAGUCCAGGCUGCUACAGAUGAUAUUAUUGAUGAUAUUAAGGAGGAUUUACUUCUUGAAGUAGACGUAGUUACAGUCGGAGAACAAAAUGAAAGAGAUGAUCAAACCAGUGAAGACGGUGUUUCCCAAAACAAAUCGCCAGGACCUCAGAGUUCUGAAAGUGAAGGCACCAAAGCAGAUGUAGAGCCUGAGCAAGGUGAUGAAACUGCUACAGCAAGUCUAGCUUUGCAGAAUGUGUCAUGCUCCACACACCAAGUACAGAUCAAGGAGGAAGAGGAAGAAAUGUUAGUCAGAAAUGAAGGAGAAAGAAAUGCUUCAACGGGGAGGAGACAAGGAACAGAAAAUCUGAAACAGGGUGUCCUAUACAGAGAUACUGUCAGAGAAACGGAAUUGGAAAAAGAACAAGAUGAACACCAGGGAGGUCACAAACAACUUGGUUCAUCGGAUUCAGAAAUCUGUGCCGAAAGGGAAACGUGCCCAGAGCUUCCACAUUCAGAGACCUCUCUUGAUGUGGCAAUGAACGAACCUGCUUCUCCUGCUGCUCAUGGUGAGCGUUUGCCUUCCACUCCCUCUACAUUAGAAGAGUCACCUGAGGAGCAAGUUGUGUUUGAGUUGGAGUCUGUUUCCACUAGUGUUGAGAAGUUAAUGAAUAAUAAGGAACUACAAGGAGGAGAUGAUUAUAACAGGGAGACUAACCAGUCCCCAGGUAUUAUACUGGAGAAGUUCCUCACCUCCAGCCAAAGAGCAGGUGGUGAUAUAGAGCCACACCGGAUGACUGAGAGGACUAAUGGACAACAGGUGUUGGACAGCCUCACUGAGCAUGAAGAACGACUCCCCACGAGCGAGGAGAUCAAGGUUGAAGAGAACAUCUCAGAUCCGCAUCUGGCUGUGCCCUCAUGCCCCGACAGAGAGAGUGCAAGUGUGCAGCCACAGAAUCAUGGAGGUAUAAGGAGCGUUCUAGUUAAACAGGAGGCUAGACUGAUCAGGAAUGAUGCCCAGGCCUCACACGACAGAGGGCAGAUCAGAUGGAACGUGGAACCAGUCAACAAUGAAGACACUACUACCCCAAUAAUGGAGAGUGUGGACACAACUGGGGACUGCUGCAUCACCCCGGAGUUCAACACGAACCAGUGUAUCUUCUACCCGGUGAAGGAGGAAGAGAGGGAGGUUCUUUUGGGACCUGCUGAGACUAGUGGAGGGAGUUUAACCCUAGAGGGGUCUGCUGAUGCCCAUCAGACAGGUCACCAAACAGCAGAUAGUUCCUUACAUGAAGAUGGCCAUCCCAUGCUAGACAACCCAGACUUGACGGGACUGUUGUCAGAACCUGUGGUUGGGGACUCUGCAGAUGUACAUGCAGGGCCAGAUGCUCAGCAGCUCCAACCUUCAGACCUCAGAAAUUUUCUUCUCCAGAGUUCUAAUGAAGAAGAAUUGGACGGUCUUGAACUGUCUGAUCCUCAUGUUGACUCAGAGGAAGAAAUCAUGGCCUCCUUCUACAAGAACCAAACCAACGGCACACAACAGCCUAGUUUGCCAGCUUCAACAAACCAACUCCAGGCAUCAACACAUGAAAAUACAAUGAGGCAGCCUAUUGACUAUUUCUCCAGAUAUUUUGAUUGGGAUACCUGGUUGGAAAUUGUCAGUUGCACAAAUAAACAGUCAAAAAUGUCUAAUGCAGUCACAGCCAGGGAAGUUGCGCUUUUUGUUGGCAUCCACAUUGCAAUGGGAACUUUAAAGUUCCCCAGUCUGAGACUAUAUUGGGACGACUUGACCAAAGUGCCCUUGAUAGCUGAGGCCAUGCCCUUUUCUCGCUUCCUGGAGCUGUCUCGCAUGUUGAAGCUAGCUUCGCCUGCAAAGGAUUCGGUCAAUGAUGGUGUUGCACAAGGGAGGCACAAUAUCGACUUUCAAAAUGUCUUGCAAGGUCCAAGAAUGGUACUAAGCAGGCCCUGUGCCAUUUCUGAGCAUAGUGAUGGGCAGAGGGAAGGCGUAACACCAAACAAUAUGAGCUCUUCAAAGGUUCCGACAGAUCCGCUGUGGAAGGUGCAGCCAUUACUGAGCCGUUUCAGAGCAGGGUGCCAGUCUCUGAGGAGAGACAAUGAAUAUGCAGUUGACCAGCAUCCCCUUGUUUUGACUGGGAAGGUGCACAGCACCAAGCUGUCUCUCUGCUGUACUACAUUAAUUGGAUUUGGAGGUUUCAUCUUACACGUGGAUCUAAAAUUGGAUCGGUCAGACAAAGAAGAUGCUGUGGAAAAAAUGGUCCCCAAAGGCAGCAUGGUGUUUCUUUGCAAACAGGAACUCUCCACACCUGCAAUGCUAGAACGCCUACUAGCUGCUGGUGUUCAUGGUGCAGGGAGGGUGGGAGGAGCACGAGGACAGAUCGGGGAUGAGUUUGUAAGCUCAGAUGGGAAGCUGAUGUUACGUAGAUCACACUGUGGAUUCUUACUUUCUACUGCGGGACCUGGGCGGAGGAACAUGGCUUCGCUCAUUGACAACUUUGAGAAAGCCCAGGUGUUGGCUCGUCUCAACAGAGACUUGCUAAAUCUUUACUCUAUUCCUCUCACUGCCUCAGCACCUGCCUGCUGGCCUCAAGCAGUGCUGUGGUACCUGACAGAUGUGGCUUUGGUCAACUCCUGGCUCCUGUACAGACAGGAUCAUAAGGCAGUAUCUGCACCUUUGACUCUCAUGGCCUUCAGAUUGGAGGUGUCUAAGGCAUUAAUUCUCUCCAGCAGUUCAGACACACAAGACUCUGUUCCUCCCCACCCCCCCACAGAGACGGCCCAUACAACAAAUGAAACCCUGAGGCUGGUGGAGGAAAGUCCUCUGCCAGAUGCAGCCACGCGCUAUGAUGGUUCAGGCCACUGGCCAGAGCAACUGGGGGAGGGAGAAGGAGGCAGGUGUCGUUUUGGGGACUGUCAGAGAACAUCCCGGGUGUUAUGCCUUAAAUGCUGUGUUUUUCUUUGCAUUUCACGCAACCAUAACUGCUUUUUAAAUUUCCACAAUCAAGAGAGUUUAGGGAAACUGUAGUUGUUACCCUAUAUAAUUUAUUACACAAUACAUUCUGUCAUUGCAUGUAACUGUGUUUAGUGUAUGCAUAACUAGAAAAUCAAAAAUGGUGAAGCUCUCUCUGUCCUUACAGCUUUUCCAUGGUGCCUUUCAGUGGCUCUCAUGUUUUGCAAGACUUUUUUUUAAUUCAAAGAAAACUAAAACAUUUGUGAUGUAGCUUAUGUCAUGGAGUAAUUGUAAAAACAAAUAUAGCUGCUAAAGACAAUGUGAAAUAAAAUAUUCAUAGCCAGACACUGUGCUGCAAAAGAAGUAAUGAUGUUGAAGUUUACCACAGUUUCUGGUGUGUUUUUAAUAUUCAGUCAUAGUUUUUAAUCAAAUUUCCUUUUGGCUACAUGAAAUUAACUGUAAUGUAUUUAAAGUUCUGAAAACAAUAAAAGUCUUUUAACUUACA
This is a messenger RNA of Betta splendens (Siamese fighting fish), 7436 nucleotides long. RefSeq lists its product as uncharacterized. Lineage: Eukaryota; Metazoa; Chordata; Actinopteri; Anabantiformes; Osphronemidae. The record is from RefSeq and is a predicted model, not a curated record. The transcript has 9 exons. Gene Ontology annotation, molecular function: DNA-binding transcription factor activity; RNA polymerase II cis-regulatory region sequence-specific DNA binding. Gene Ontology annotation, biological process: regulation of transcription by RNA polymerase II. Bases 191 to 7006 code for a protein of 2271 amino acids.